AUGGGUGAAGAUGGUAAGAAUAUUAGCGACGACAUGUCAAGUCUUUUACAUGCAGCUGAAGAAUGGGCAAAUGAACGAUUAAUUAGCACGAAUUCAUCAGUUGAUUUGGAUAGUUCAAUUUCCUAUCCUGUUUAUGUACCAGUUGAAGAAGUUGCUCGAGAAGUUGUAUUAGAGCUAUGCAAAACUUACAAUUGGAAUCCUGAAACCGGAGCUGAUAAUCGACUUCCAAAACGAAAUGCCGGUGACGCAACAAAACCAGAAGUACCAAUUUCACGUAAUAUUUCCCAGGAUAUUAUCGUUUCAGGAUCUCCUUUUUCAAGCGGAAGCAAUUCCAUUACAACUUCUAAGGUUCUUCCAUCAACAAAACAUGUCAAAUAUCAUCAACUGGAGAUUUUGCCUGAUACAAUCCAACAAUUGGCUACAACAACACACGAAGAUAUUGUAAAUGAGACAUUUACCGUGACAAGAAAUACUUCACUUGAUAAAUCGAAACAAUCGGUUGCUCCUAAUCAGAGAAUUUAUGAUAAUGGUAUCAUAAAUAAAACAAUUACCGUAAGGACGAAUACUUCGCAUAUUACGCCAGCACAAUUGGAUACACCUGAUCAGGUAAUUCAUGAUAAUAAUACCAUAAAUAAAACGUAUGUCGUGAGAAAAAAUAUUUCGCGCAAUAUGCCGGCACAAUUGGACGCACCUGAUCAGGUAAUUCAUGGUAAUUCGAUGCAGAAGUUUACUGCUCCCGAACGAGUAACCAUAUUUCCUGUCAUAGAUAUUAUUUCUUCAUUGGAUGAAGGUACCUCUUGCGCUGCACAAAAUGCUGGAAAGAACACUUGCAUUUCAUCGAAUGGUAACUAUCCCGAUAUACUACACAAAGAUAGAGUACUAAAUUCAGAAGAACAUCCUGAAAAUGUGGAGCAAAAAUUGCAUUCUAGUACUCCUGCAAAGUUAACUGUAAAUCCUGCUCUGGAUACUGUACUUUCCUCUAGAACUAUCAAUAAUCGGCAAAUUCCCGAGAACAACCUCGGCAGCAAUAUUCCUCAUAUGAAAUCCCCAAAAGAAAAACAAAUAUCGGAAACCCUCGCUAUAGCAAAUUCGGGACCAGACAGUAUCAGUUCCCGAAACAAUGUUAUUAUUACUCAUAGAAGCGGAAAUAUUGUUAAUUCAUGUUGCGCAGCAGAUAACGGUAGCACUACUGUUUCAUUACCAAACGAAACUAUUGUUAAAACAAACAUUCCGAAGACUAACGAAAUUAUCCGAUCAUCUUUUCCGGAAGCUUCAGUGAAUGAUAGAAAUAUGAGAGGAAAUAUGACGACGAACUUACCUCAAAACAUGUCAACUCCGAACACCGUUAUUAAUAAUACUACGGCACAGCACUUUUCAUAUCCCGACAAAAAAGAGGAAAAUUCGCUAUUCUUUAACACAAUGCUUGUAAAUGCAUCUCGAAGUGAUACACCUUAUCGUACAUUAUCCGAAGAAAAUCGAGCUUUAAUCAUUGAAUUAAAUGAGAAAUUAAGCCGUUUACAAAUUACUAGCAGUCCAUCACAAUCUAUAAUUCGAAAAUCUGGAAAUCAUCAUUUGAUUUCAUCCAUGAGAACGAAGCAUCCGGAAAAAUAUCCUUUGUCAGUAACAGGAAAUCCAAAUCCUACAAUUGAAGACACAAUGGUAAUAUUGCCAAAAAUCAAUAACAAUGCGCAAACUGAAUCCAAUACACAUCAGACUGGUAGCAAGAAUUAUGCAAAUUUGGGAAAUAAUAUAGACGUAAUUAUCAACAGUGAAAAUAUGGAUCAAGCAAUCAAUAUGAUUGAUGGACACUUUAUUGCUAACAAUCAAACGCAAAUUAUUCCAAAUCACGUGGAAGAUCGUUGUAACAAAGGUCAAGAAUUUCAAAUGUAUGUACCCUAUUUUUCUGUUUGCUUAUUUUACGUUAAAACACGGUUAUGUCUACGUGUAAAAGCCACUUGA
This is a messenger RNA of Loa loa (African eye worm), 1959 nucleotides long. RefSeq lists its product as hypothetical. Lineage: Eukaryota; Metazoa; Nematoda; Chromadorea; Rhabditida; Onchocercidae. Bases 1 to 1959 code for a protein of 652 amino acids. The transcript is spliced from 2 exons. The record is from RefSeq and is a predicted model, not a curated record.